Molecule: messenger RNA, 1191 nt
Organism: Australozyma saopauloensis
Lineage: Eukaryota; Fungi; Ascomycota; Pichiomycetes; Serinales; Metschnikowiaceae
Gene: CRK1
Product: cyclin-dependent serine/threonine protein kinase
Exons: 1
Coding region: 1-1191 (396 amino acids)
Biological process (GO): positive regulation of transcription elongation by RNA polymerase II; protein phosphorylation
Cellular component (GO): cyclin/CDK positive transcription elongation factor complex; nucleus
Molecular function (GO): RNA polymerase II CTD heptapeptide repeat kinase activity; ATP binding; cyclin binding
Source: RefSeq, a predicted model, not a curated record
AUGUCUGAAAAGUCCAAACGGAAGCUACAGCCAAUCAAUCGCUUCGAGGAUAUAGAGAAAUUGAGCCACUAUGAUAUCAUCAAGAAAAUUGGCCAGGGUACCUUCGGUGUGGUUCAAAAGGCAAAGCAUAUCAAGACCGGUGAGGUAGUAGCCUUAAAGCAGCUCAUAAACAAUCUGGCAAAAGAGGGUUUUCCCAUCACAGCAUUGAGAGAAAUCACAAUUCUCAAAAAACUUAAUCAUGAGAACGUUCUACUGAUUCUGACCAUGAUACAUGAGGAACCUCGAACCUCCAAUCCAAAGGAUCAAAUUACGCAAAGAGGCGUGUUUUACAUGGUUUCUCCCUACAUGAAGGCUGACUUGGUGGGUCUACUAGGUAAUCCUGCUACUAAUCUAGAUGUGGCCUCCAUUAAAUGCAUGAUGAUGCAGCUACUAGAGGGCAUCAAUUACAUUCAUCAACUGCAUUUUCUACACAGGGAUGUGAAGGCUGCCAACAUUCUUUUGGAUCCGCAUGGAGUCUUGAAAAUAGCGGAUUUUGGUCUCGCUCGUGUCUAUCAUGGUCAAGCUCCGCUCAAAGGUAAAGGACCUGGUGGCGGGCAAAGAAACUACACUGGCUUGGUAGUUACUAGAUGGUAUAGGCCACCUGAGCUUCUUCUUGGUGAGCGGAAAUACACAACCGCUGUAGACAUGUGGGGCGUUGGGUGUGUUUUCGCGGAAUUGUUUGUGAAAAAGCCUAUCUUGGUAGGUUCGUCUGACUCGAACCAGGCACAAAUCAUAUUUGAUUUGGUUGGCCCGCCAAAUAGAGAAAACUGGCCCGAUGCCACACAUUUGCCGAACAAACCUGAUUUAAAUAUUGGCUUGACUUGUACUAGAUCGUUGGAGUCGAAGUUUACGCCUCUUAUGGGUGACCUUGGGGUGGAUCUAUUGAGUCAUAUGUUGACGCUUGACCCAAAGACAAGAUAUAAUGCGCUUGAUGCGUUGGAUCAUAUUUAUUUCAAGUCAGAUCCUUUGCCACUCAAACUGAACGAACUUCCUAUCUUUGAAGAGUGUCAUGAGAUUGACAAAGAGAGAUUCAAGAGAGCUCGAUCGGAGCCACCACCUGACAUGCCAGUCAAGGCUAAAAAGACAGAUUCUAAUCCAAGGCAACGUUCGAAGGGAAAGGAUGACUCGUUUAGAUCGACUAUUAAUUAUUGA